This is a messenger RNA of Anoplopoma fimbria (sablefish), 654 nucleotides long. RefSeq names its product WAS/WASL-interacting protein family member 3-like. Bases 1 to 654 code for a protein of 217 amino acids. Lineage: Eukaryota; Metazoa; Chordata; Actinopteri; Perciformes; Anoplopomatidae. The transcript is spliced from 2 exons. The record is from RefSeq and is a predicted model, not a curated record.
AUGAACCAAUCAGAGCGUUUUCUCGCAUCCCCUUUAAGAACGAUCGGCGCAUGUUCAACACUGACCGCUGAAAGUGUUGAGGGUUUUGGGGGCUUAGAGGUCGGCACCCAACCCGAUGCACCAGCUGUCCAACCCGAAGCUUCUCAGGAAGAAGACCCUGGCCUCGGGACCAGUGCGCACGGGGCAGCUGAGGGAGCCGCGCGGCGCCCUCAAGCAAGACGCCGUGGCAGCAGCAGCAGCAUGAGACCGCAGGACCACCCGUUCCUGCAGCUCCAGCAAACCGGGUUCGACAUGCUGGAGCGGGAGCUGGCCGGGAUGCGGCGAAACACCAACACCCGUCUGGACCGGGUGGCGAUGUUGCUGCGGCCUCUCGGGCGCAUGGCCUCAAGUUUGGACCGGAUUGCGACAGCAAUGGAACGUGCAUGGCCCCCAAACGACCCACCUCCUCCCCCUGUUGUGCCCCUUCCUCCCCCUGUUGUGCCCCUUCCUCCCCCUGUGCCCCUUCCUCCCCCUGUUGUGCCCCUUCCUCCCCCCAUUCCAUCUCCGUCCACCCGCUCCACCAGGAGCACAUCCAGCGUCGCCACUCCCGGACCCUCAUUUGUUGGAUCCCGCCGAGGCAGGCGUAAAAGGCCUUACAGAGGAGGGAGAAAAUAA